This is a messenger RNA of Tinamus guttatus (white-throated tinamou), 1378 nucleotides long. The record is from RefSeq and is a predicted model, not a curated record. NCBI's taxonomy places the organism in Eukaryota, Metazoa, Chordata, Aves, Tinamiformes, Tinamidae.
CAUCCACAUCACCACGCACGACCCCCGCGUGGAGAUCGUGCGGUACAUCUCGGCACCCGAGAAGACGCAGCGGGGCGAGAGCCUCGCUUGCCAGACGGAGCCGGAGGCCCCGCCGCAGCCGGGCAUCGUGGUGCCCCAGCUCACCGUGCCCACCACCAUCACGCCCUACUCCGCCAACAUGCAGAUGGGCAGCGCCGGGCCGCUGGACCCACAUGCCGUCCGCCAGCAGAGCCUGGGCAAGUUUGAGAAGAAGAAGCCGGACCCGCUGGAGAUCGGGUACCAGUCGCAUUUGCCCACUGAUUCCCUCUCGCAGCUGGUGACCCGGCAGCCCCCCAGGUCCCCGCAGGUCCUCUACUCACCCGUGUCCCCCCUGUCCCCGCACCGCCUCCUCGAGUCCUCCUUCGCCACCAGUGAGAGGCUCAACAAAGCUCACGUGCCACCGCAGAAGCACUUCACGGCUGACUCUGCCCAGCGCCAGCAGACCCUGCCGCGUCCCAUCAAAACCAUGCAGCGAUCCCUGUCCGACCCCAAGCCCAUCAGCCCCACGUCGGAGGAAUCCGGGAAGGACAGGUUCUCCCUGUACCAGCAUCCGCUGCUCCCGGGCAGCCAGAUGGCCUCCCUCCAGUCGAGCCCGCUGACGCGCAAGGUGAAGCGCACGCUGCCCAGCCCGCCGCCCGAGGAGGCGCACGUGCCGCUGGCCAGCCAGGCGCACCCCCAGAUUGCCCUGAAGGUGGUGGCGGGCUCCGCCGUGCAGGUCCCCAAGGCCAGCCUGCUCAAGGACAUCGACCGUGACCUGAAGCUGGUGGAGCAUGAGUCCACGAAGCUGCGCAAGAAGCAGGCCGAGCUCGACGAGGAGGAGAAGGAGAUCGACGCCAAGCUGAAGUACUUGGAGCUGGGAAUUACGCAGCGGAAGGAAUCGCUGCUGAAGGACAGGAGCGGGAGGGACUACCCCUACCUGAGGUGCCUGGGGGAGAACAGGGACUACAUGUCCGACAGCGAGCUCAACAACCUGCGCCUCUCGAGCUACGACAGCGGUGGGCUGCUUGCGCGGCCUGGCGCUGCCCCCCCCGGCCACUACGCGGACUUUGCUGGCGCGCCGUACACCUCGGCAUCCUCCUACGGCGCCUACCCCACCGCAACGGUGACCAGCAGCUAUGAGCAGUACAAGGCCCCCGAGGCGCGGCCGGCCGGCGUCACGGCGAGCCCAUCAGCCAGCUACUCGUCAGAGAACCUCUACACCAACCUGGAGCAGAACAUUCCCCGCAACUACGUGAUGAUCGAUGACAUCAGCGAGCUGACCAAAGAGAGCCCGGCAGGGGACGGCCACAAAGGGGACCCGCAGGGCCAGAGCGCUAACGGCCGCCACGGAGGAGUCUGA